UGAGGUCUUCCCGCACCCUGCCUCGCUCCCUCCCUGCCUCGCUCCCUCCCUGCCUCGCUCCCUCCCUGCCUCGCUCCCUCCCUGCUUUGCACCCACCAGCAUUUUGGUUGGGGUUAAUCGUAUCGACCAGCAGCACCGGACGAAGUGUGACUAGUUUACACUGCACUUCAGCUAAAGUAAUAGUGAGGUUUUUGCCGGGUUCAGUGAUGUAAUGUGGUCACGUCUUGUAAAGGAACAGUUAUAGUGUAAUAGUGACGGCUAUUGUGUAGUAGUGACGUACGUCGCACGUAAUUCCACCAACAAGCCACGAGGAUUUAUGGAUCAGUCUCCCGUGUUACUGCACAUGGUGUCUGGACGAGUCGUCCCAGUUGCCUCAGGCUCUACACAGGCGCUAGGUUAGAUCCACCUUCUCCAGAUUAACAGCUAUAAUGUCUCGAAUUAUUUGGUUGGCAAGUUUUGCCACCAUGCUUCUGGGUGUGGUGGUGGCAGAUUUUAAUCUGAUAGAUGUAGAACCUGUCAUGAAGAAAGAGCAACCAGAUUUUGAGGAUGAUACUGGAAAUGGGGCGGUUAUUCUCAGUGGAAGCAGAGGCACAUUCUCCAACUCCACACAUGAUGGAAAAGACAAAACUGAUAUAACGGAUAUCAAUUUCAUGAAUGCCUUUGUGUCUUCACUGAGCAUGAUCGUAGUAACCGAGUUAGGAGACAAAACUUUCUUCAUUGCUGCUAUCAUGGCAAUGAACCAUCCCAGAGUGGCAGUGUUUGCCGGUGCUAUGUUUGCCCUCACCUUCAUGCACAUCUUAUCGUCUUUGUUUGGCUACGUCAUCACAUGGAUUCCCCGCAUAUAUACUUUUUAUGCUUCAAGUGCCCUUUUUGCUAUAUUUGGGUUAAAAAUGCUGAGAGAUGGCUGGAAAAUGAAACCUGACGAAGGGCAAGAAGAGCUUGAGGAAGUCCAAUCAGAUUUACGCCGUAGAGAAGAUAAUUAUAGACGAGAGUCUGUAGAUGAAGGCGCAGUAGCGUAUACACCGGAAUCUAGAGAUGAUGGUGAAGCAGCGCACAAACGGGAUUCUAACGAAGAAGGUGAAGUUGCGUUUAAACGAGAGUCUGCAAGGGAUGGUGAAAUAACUUUUACAAGGGAAGUGGAUGAUGGGCUGUCGGGGUCUCGGCGAAGCGUGCGUUCUGCAGAAGAAGGUACAGCGGGGACACGACGACUAGGACGGAAGCAUCAAAUAAUUGUUGCAUUGUCACGAGUUUUUUUCCAAGCUUUCACCAUGACAUUUUUGGCAGAAUGGGGUGAUCGCUCCCAGAUUGCCACCGUGGUCAUGGCAGCACGAGAAGAUGUGUACGGUGUGAUAAUUGGUGGCUUGCUUGGUCACUUUUUAUGUACAGGACUUGCUGUAGUUGGUGGUCGCAUGAUUGCAUCUAGAAUAUCCGUCAGAACAGUUACUAUCAUUGGUGGAAUAAUCUUCCUAAUAUUUGCGGUGUCGGCACUGAUAAUGGGGCCUUGAACACUUAGUCUUGUAAAUUGAUCUACAUGAAAGGUUGUAAGCAAAGUGUUCUUAAAAAUUAUAUUAAGUUUAGGUCUGUGGUAAGGGCGUAUGUAAUUAUUAACAAUUUGUAAAUUGUUGAUUACGGUUUGAUACAUAGUAUGUAUGAAUUUAUUUCCGAAUCCGAAAAUUUAAAUUUAGGGAUGAAAAUUUUAUUACUUGACAUAAUGUGUGUGUGUGUUAUUUAAGAGCAAUGGGACAUAAUGCUACAGUACUAAUGUGCAUUGAUGUGAGUAGUUCGGUAUUUGAAGGAUGCAUCGAUUAUGAACCUCCGAGUUCAUCUUGAGUACAUGUGAUUCCCUAUCAUUUCCGUGAUGCUCAAAUUUUUUUUCUAUAAACUAGUGUGGUUGUUGCAGUUUCUGAUGCUUGGUCCAGCAAUGUGAAGAGUGAAAAUUUGAAUUGAAUGUCCCAGACAGGUAGUUUAAUAAGAUUGAAUCCCAAGCCGGUACAAAUGAUAAUUUGUACACAUCAGCAGGUUCGUUGUAGGUUAAAUCAUAUUCAAAAACACAGCCAUAACACAAAAUAGAGUCUGAUAAAUUGUGACCAUUUGCAAGAAAAUUGAGAUUGCAAUGUUACUCAACAAUUCCCAGGACUCUGUGCCAUUAUAUUAGUUAGGUUAUUAGUGUGAAAGUCUGUGCUAGUAUUAGAUUGUAACACUCCUUAGCUCGGACAUUAAGAUACAGUACUGUACACUCGGUAUACCUAGUUUUGACCUCUCAUCUUGCCACGACGGUUUACUUUGAAUAUUUUAUAUUUUAUUUAAAUUAAGUCAUUUAUAUAUACACAUGUAUACAGUAUUGCAUCAAUAAAGCAUUAAUUAUUGGCUAUUAAAGACCAAAGGGAUGGAAAUUAAUUUAUAUUUUUAUUUUUUUGAAGUUAUUCAAAUUAGAGGAUAUUAGUUCUCCACAUGUUGACCAGUAGAUGCUGUAAGUAGAAACUUUCUGGAAGAUGUAAAUAUGGAGAGCAGAUAGCAAAUGUGAAGUGUUAGAUUGUGUUGGAUUCCUAAUUGUAGCAUUAUCAUGUUUCGAUAUUUUUACUUUUAUAUUUAUUUUAUUGUUAAAUAAAGUAGGAAACAA
Messenger RNA from Procambarus clarkii (red swamp crayfish), 2620 nucleotides. The record is from RefSeq and is a predicted model, not a curated record. Lineage: Eukaryota; Metazoa; Arthropoda; Malacostraca; Decapoda; Cambaridae.